ACGCCGAACCCCGGGACGCCGCGCGGAGGUUUCGGAGCGCUACCUAGUGCGGGUGUUUGCGACACGGAGUUGCGACCGCGGGUGCGCAGGAGUGGGCUGGGUCGGGGCACGAGUCGGGUUCGGUUUUCCUCCACCCGGCCGAGCUGCAGGGACCGCACGGUGCCCGGGUCUCCCGCCGCAGAGGAGCCGCUGGCCUCGGCCGGGGGAGCCGGCGCUGACCACCGCGUGCUGUCCCCGCAGGCAGCCGUCCAGCCGCCAUGGCCGACCACCUGAUGCUCGCUGAGGGCUACCGCCUGAUGCAGAGGCCGCCGUCCGCCGCGGCCGCCCACGGCCCUCACUCGCUCCGGACUCUACCGCCGUACGCGGGCCCGGGCCUGGACAGCGGACUGAGGCCGCGAGGGCCUCUGUUGGGGCCGCCGCCGCCCCCCCAACCCGGGGCCCUGACCUACGGGGCCUUCGGACAGCCGUCCUCCUUCCAGCCCUUUCCGGCCGUGCUUCCGCCGGCCGCGGGCAACGCGCACCUGCAGCCUGUGGCGACGCUGUGCCCCGGCCGCGCAGCCGCGCCCCCCAGCGCCCCGGGAGGCCCCCCGGGCCCGCAGCCGGUGCCCAGCGCUGCGGCCCCGCCGCCGCCCGCGAACGGCCUGGUAGGCAUGGACGCCGAACUCAUCGACGAGGAGGCGCUGACGUCGCUGGAGCUGGAGCUCGGGCUGCACCGCGUGCGCGAGCUGCCUGAGCUCUCCCUGGGCCAGAGCGAGUUCGACUGCUUCUGGGACUUGGGAUCCGCGCCGCCCGCCGGCUCCGUAAGCUGCUGAGCGCAGCCGGCGCCUGCCCCGCGUCCCCGAGAGGAGAAGGGGCCCGACUGCCCGCCAGACCCCCCACCCAGAGACUGCGCCCCGCGUGCGCUCUCCGCGACGGUGGAGGCGGCGGCUGUGUGCGCGGGGCCCAGCGCCGAGCUGGGACCCUGGCGUCCUUCCAGGUCCUGCCUGCUGCGGGAGGACAGUUUGGCUUCACUUACCUGACCCCAGCCUCGGCCGUAAAGUGAAGGAGACUGGACCAGCUUCAGCUUUCGGACUCCGGUUCUUGGAUCGUGUCCUCUACCCCUCGCCUCCGUUUCCCCUCAAUCUGAGCCAUUGCAGGCCUCUGCCUGCUGUACCCUCUCUUCUGGGGAUCAGGUUCCCAGAGCCACCAUCUCCUGAGCUCCCACCCUGCUGCCUGGGCCCUGCGGUUGCUGGGCCUCCCACCUCAAGGAGGGGGAGUUUGUACAGCCUGAACCUGUGGAGCAGUGCCCUAUCUAGCCUCCAAAACCAAAAUAAAACUGGGUCACUUUACA
Molecule: messenger RNA, 1330 nt
Organism: Callithrix jacchus (white-tufted-ear marmoset)
Lineage: Eukaryota; Metazoa; Chordata; Mammalia; Primates; Cebidae
Gene: CITED4
Product: Cbp/p300 interacting transactivator with Glu/Asp rich carboxy-terminal domain 4
Biological process (GO): regulation of DNA-templated transcription
Cellular component (GO): nucleus
Molecular function (GO): transcription coactivator activity
Source: RefSeq, a predicted model, not a curated record